AUGGCGACGGCGAAGGCGGUGGCCGCAGCGGUGAAAGCAACGGCCGGCAGAAUUCCGCGCCGCGCGCGGCUUUCCUUGAAGAACCCGCAGAUUAAAGCGUAUGCGCAGAUGCUCGAGUCGCAGCAGACGCGGAUCGCGUCGGAAGUGGGCUUGGCUUGGAACAAGAUGGUUCACAGCUACAAGCACACAUCCAAUGGCUUCUCCGCGAUGCUCACAGCAGGGCAGCUGCGGCGGCUGAAGCGCCACCCCGCCGUGGCGUCCGUGCGCCCGAGCAUGCCCAAGCGCCUCUUCACCACUGACUCGCCCACCUUCCUCGCCAUGAACACCACCGCCGGGUCGCUCUGGCCCGCCAAUGGCGGGCAGGAGGAGGCGGGCGACGGCAUGGUGAUCGCGAUCGUCGACUCGGGCAUCUGGCCGGAGCACCCGUCGUUCAGCGACAAAGGAUUCUCCUCGUCGCGGCCCGCUGGGUGGUCGGGGAAGUGCGACGCGACGGGUGAAUUCAAGUGCAACAAUAAGGUGAUUGGAGCGCGCGCGUUCUACCAGGGGUUUAAAAGCACCCACCGGAUGGACUUCUCUGGUGAUUGGCUGUCUCCUCGCGACGCCAACGGCCACGGCACGUGGUGUGCAGGAGCGGCAGCGGGCAAUAGUGGAGUGGCCAUGGCGGGGGGCACGGCGAGCGGCAUGGCGCCGGCAGCGCGCGUCGUGGCCUACAAGGUCUUCUGGACGUCCAGCCCUCACGAUCCACACUCGUUGAACGGCCAGGAGGCAGAGGAGGCGGAUGUCAUCGCAGCCGUUAAUCAGGCGGUGGCGGACGGUGUGGAUGUGAUCUCGCUCUCCCUGGGCUUCGUGAACCCGAAAGACACCUACUUUGACGACAUCGCCUUCCUCAACGCCAACCUCGUGUGCCCCUCGCCUCAACCUCUCAUUUUUGUCUGUGCCGCUCUCGCCCGUGCCACUCUCGCCCGUGCCACUCUCCCCUGUGCCGCUUUAGCUUCAAGGAUUCCUGCUCCCCUUCCUGUCCCCCUUCUCUCCCCUCCCUCCUCACCUCCCUACUCCCCUCCCUCCUCCCCUCCCUCCUCCCCUCCCUCCUCCCCUCCCUCCUCCCUUCCCUCCUCCCCUCCCUACUCCCCUCCCUACUCCCCUCCCUACUCCCCUCCCUACUCCCCUCCUUCAUCUCCUCCCUCCUCUCCUCCCUCCUCUCCUCCCUCCUCUCCUCCCUCCUCUCCUCCCUACUCCCCUCCCUACUCCCCUCCCUACUCCCCUCCCUCCUCCCCUCCCUACUCCCCUCCCUCCUCCCCUCCCUACCCCCCUCCCUGCUCCCCAAUUGUCUCUCCUCCCUCCUCGGUGUCCCGCCCUACUUCACGCGGGGGUGGUGGUGACCUUUGCUGGGGGAAACGCGGGCAGCCCUGGGUUGUCUCGCUCGAUGGCCAACUACGCACCCUUCUACCUCACAGUGGGCGCCAGGUUCCCCCUUGUCCCCCCAACCUCCACUCCUCCCAUGUCUCCCCAGCCUCCUCCCUUGUCCCUCCAAUCUUCCCACUCCUCACUGCAUCCCCCGACCGGUCCCCUCUAAACCUCUCCGCAUCUCCCUGCACCACUCCCCGCUCCUCCCCACUCCUCCCCACUCCUCCCCGCUCCUCCCCACUCCUCCUAGCUCCUCCCCACUCCUCCCCACUCCUCCCACAGCACCAUCGCCCGGGGCGGCCUCACUCUCGCCAGCUCAGCAGGCGCAUCCGAAUCACCGUCAUCCACCAAUCAGACGUCACCCUCCACACCGUCAUCCACCAAUCAGACGUCACCAUCCACACCAUCAUCCACCAAUCAGACGUCACCCUCCACACCGUCAUCCACCAAUCAGACGCCACCCUCCACACCAUCAUCCACCAAUCAGACACGCCACCCUCCACACCAUCAUCCACUAGUCAAACGUCACCCUCAGUUGAUCCCUCCACCACUCCCUCUACCACACCUGCCACCACACCUGCCACCACACCUGCCACCACACCUGCCACCACACCUGCCACCACACCUGCCGCCACACCUGCCACCACACCCGCAGCCACACCCUCACCCGGCGAAUCCGCCCCAAAGGUCGCCGAUUUCUCCUCCACGGGCCCCCUCGCCUUCCCCACCGCCGGCCCCGGCAACGGCCAUGCGAACGACUGCAUCUUAAAGCCCGACAUUCUCGGCCCGGGCGUGGAUCUCUACGCUGCUGCCCCGGGCACGCGCGUGGGCGACAAGGGCGGGUCCGCUCAGCUAUCCGGAACGUCCAUGGCGACUCCUCACCUGGCAGGGAUUGCAGCUCUGGUGAUGCAGAAGUACCCCUCUUGGAGCCCCGCGCAGGUCAUGUCUGCCAUCAUGACAACAGCUACAACCAAGGAUGUCAACGGCGCUGCUAUCUCUAGUAAACGCACUAAGAUAGCCGCCACGCCGUGGGAUAUGGGCAACGGGCAUGUGUUCCCGCCCAAGGUUCUCGACCCCGGGCUCACAUUUGACGCUCGGAAGAGCGCGUAUCUGAGUUUCCUGGCCGGGCUGGACAUGAAGAGGACCCGGUCAGAGUACCCGAAAGAAAAGCUCACCGCUGUGCCGCCUAGAGAUCUCAACCGCCCCACCAUUUCAGUGGCGCCCCUCAAAGGCUCGAUCACAGUCACACGCACCGUCACCAGUGUGGCUGACUCUGCCUCCACUUACACUGCCAAGAUUGAGAAGCCUCAAGGGGUGGAGGUGACAGUCAAACCAAGCAGCUUUGCCAUCUCGCCUGGUAAGAAGGUCAGCUUUGUGGUGACUUUCAAGGUUACUAAAACCUCGGAGGACUUUCAGUAUGGGAGCCUCACUUGGGUGUAUGAGAAGGGUCACUCUGUGCGGUCCGCCAUUGUAGUCAAGCCUGUGGGGAAGUGA
This is a messenger RNA of Closterium sp. Naga37s-1, 2898 nucleotides long. NCBI's taxonomy places the organism in Eukaryota, Viridiplantae, Streptophyta, Zygnematophyceae, Desmidiales, Closteriaceae. The record is from the annotation of a GenBank genome assembly.